AUGUCUAAACCUCAAAACGAUCCACUUUUGCAAGCCGAAACAACUUGUGGGUCACUUCUGUAUGAACUUCAGAUAAUAUGGAACGAAGUUGGAGAGUCUGAGGCUGACAGAGAUAGAAUGCUGUUUGAACUUGAACAAGAGUGUCUAGAAGUGUACAGAAGGAAGGUAGAUCUGGCAAAUCGGUCUAGAGCUCAAUUAAGGCAGGCAAUUGCUGAUUGUGAGGCAGAACUUGCAGCCAUCUGUUCAGCAAUGGGAGAGCGACCUGUACAUAUUCGGCAGUCUGAUCAAAAUGCUGGAAGCCUGAAGGAAGAGCACUCAAGAAUUCUUCCACAGUUGGAGGAGAUGCAAAAAAGGAAGUCUGAGCGUAGAAAUCAAUUUAUAGAAGUUCAAGAGCAAAUUCAAAGUAUCUCAAUUGAGAUUUAUGGUCCCAGAGAGUAUAUUCCUGCCAUUGUAGAUGAAACUGAUUUAUCCUUGAGAAAACUUGAAGAAUUACACAGACAGCUUCAUGCACUUCAAAUUGAGAAGAAUGGUCGCCUCAAGAAGGUCCAGGAGCACUUGUAUGCUCUAAAUUGUCUUUGUUCAGUGCUUGGUUUGGACUUUACACAGACAGUCAAUGGAAUUCAUCCCAGUUUAGGAGACUCAGAUGGAUCUAAGUGUGUAAGUAAUGAUACCAUCCAGCAAUUGGCUGUUGCUGAACAAGAAUUGCGGGAAGUUAAAUUACAGAGAAUGCAGAAGCUCCAAGAUCUUGCAACAACAAUGUUGGAGCUCUGGAACUUGAUGGAUACACCUAUUGAAGAGCAACAGAUAUUUCAGAAUGUUACUUGUAAUAUAGCUGCUUCAGAACAUGAAGUAACUGAACCAAACACCUUGUCCGUGGACUUCAUCAAUUGUGUUGAGGCCGAAGUAUCUAGGUUAGAAGAGUUGAAAUCAAGCAAAAUGAAAGAGCUUGUAUGGAAGAAGAGAACAGAGCUGGAGGAGAUUUGUCGAAAGACUCGUUUGGUUCCAGAAGUAGAUGGUGCAUUGGAAUACGCUGUUGAAGCUAUAGAAUCUGGAUCCAUGGACCCUGCUUGUUUGCUUGAACAAAUUGAACUUCAGAUUGCCCAAGUCAAAGAGGAAGCUUUUAGCAGAAAAGAAAUACUUGAAAAGGUUGAGAAAUGGUUGGUAGCGUGUGAUGAAGAGUCUUGGCUUGAGGAAUACAACAGGGAUGAAAAUCGAUACAAUGCUGGGAGAGGUGCUCAUCUUACUCUCAAGCGAGCUGAGAAAGCUCGUGCCUUGGUUAACAAAAUGCCAGCAAUGGUAGAUGCUCUGACUUCAAAAACUAUAGCAUGGGAAAAGGAAAAAGGCAUUGAGUUCGCAUAUGAUGGUAUUCGUCUACUCUCUAUGGUUGAAGAGUACAAUAUAUUACGGCAAGAGAAAGAGCAAGAACGUCGUAGGCAGCGGGAUCUGAAGAAACUUCAGGGACAAAUUAUAGCGGAACAGGAGGCACUAUAUGGGUCAAAGCCAAGCCCUUCAAAGCCUCAGAGUGUAAAAAAGGCACCUAGGAUGUCAACUGGAGGUGCAGCUAGUAGAAGAAUCUCCCUUGGAGGAGCAAUGCUUCAAACUCCAAAACCUGAUUCAAAAGCUACUCAUUCACGUGCCAUGAAAAAGACUGACAAAGCGCACCAAUUUGAGCAACUAAAUUACCUGGAUGAUAGCGUUUCGGGUUUAUCAUCAGCUAGAAGAGGGCUGGAUAUUGCUGGUGUUCCUAUAAAAAAGCACUCAUUUGGUUCUGGGAGUGCUCACGGCAUAGAAUCUCCUCUGACCCGACAACCUUUUUCUCCCAUCUCGUCUAAUGUAUCAUCAUCAAAAGAUGAAAUGAAUAUACAGAGUGAGAAGUUGCUGAAAACCAUGCCACUUAACAAUGUGGCAUUCACUACUCCCUCCAAGACAGCUACUGUUGUAGAUGAAGAGAAUAGAACACCAAAGGCAAUGCCUAUUCCUGUCCCAGCUACACCUUCUACGGUGUCAGUUCCAAUGAAUAUGGCCAUGACUCCAGCUCCUUCAUCAGUUAUGUUGAAUAUGGCCAUGACUCCAGCUCCUUCAUCAGUUCUGUUGAAUAUGGGCGUGACUCCAGCUCCCUCAUCAGUUCCUCAAGAGAUUGAAUAUUCCUUCGAGGAAAGAAGGCUCGGUUUUGUUUUAGCAUAA
This is a messenger RNA of Gastrolobium bilobum, 2184 nucleotides long. RefSeq names its product 65-kDa microtubule-associated protein 3-like. Gene Ontology annotation, biological process: microtubule cytoskeleton organization. The record is from RefSeq and is a predicted model, not a curated record. Gene Ontology annotation, cellular component: spindle; cytoplasm. The coding region runs from base 1 to 2184 and encodes 727 amino acids. Lineage: Eukaryota; Viridiplantae; Streptophyta; Magnoliopsida; Fabales; Fabaceae. Gene Ontology annotation, molecular function: microtubule binding. The transcript is spliced from 12 exons.